Molecule: messenger RNA, 3522 nt
Organism: Aedes aegypti (yellow fever mosquito)
Lineage: Eukaryota; Metazoa; Arthropoda; Insecta; Diptera; Culicidae
Gene: IntS3
Product: integrator complex subunit 3 homolog
Exons: 12
Coding region: 232-3342 (1036 amino acids)
Cellular component (GO): cytoplasm
Source: RefSeq, a predicted model, not a curated record
AUUAUGCAUUAUGUGACAGUUGACAGCAAACAGGAUAAAACGAGUGAAAGCAAAAGCACAUAACGCAAUUGCGAAUGUUUUUAGUGCUUAAAAUACAAUUAUUUUGCAUUAAAUUGGUACAGUACGCCGUUUGUUUUACAUUCACACGUCGCAAAACUUAAAGUGUAAUAUGGUUUACUGAUUGACGAACUAAAUUGUGUUUCGUUGAACUCUGAACAGUAUCUUGCCGACAUGGAUGCUGCCAAGUCGAAACUUUUCAUACAAACCAUUGUGGACGUCAGAGAUGAUUUUGAAGAGAAAUAUGAAAAAGCGUUUCGUGCUUACGAGGAAGUAUUAACAGGUGUUAAUGAAAAGGAGCUCCACGAGUUGCUGUCCGGAAGUGUAUGCAAGGAGAAGCAACACGAAGAAAUAUCUUUGGCGUUGAUGUACUUGAUCCUAACGGAUCCCAAUGCAGCAGCAAAAGCAUAUUCCGACUUGACGCUCCUGGCUCAUGAUGGGCUUGCAUUUGUAAUCAACAACCUCGCUAUGCUUGUGGCCGAAAAAUAUCAAAGAUUGAACGACGUUCCCCGGAAGCAGCUGUUGUGGUUUCUCAGGGAGUUGAUCAGAAAUCAAGUACUCAACGUAGAUAAUCUGGUUUGGAACAUUUUGCGACAGGCUAGUGGUGGAGAUAUAAGUCCAAAAAAUAUAGCCCUCGUGGAUGGUCUAUUGGAUAUAUUCAUUGAGCAUCGAUCAUGGCUAGAGAAGGAUCAAUUUCUCAUAGGAACUGUCAUAUAUACGUUCUUAAGGCUACUCGAAGACCACAACGGCCCUCAAUUCAAUAAUCUUUACAAUAAAGAAGUUGCCUUUGUUAUAUCACUAAUUCGAGACAGAUUUGCUGAUGUAAUUCCUUUGGGACGUGAAUUUGUACGCUUGCUACAAAAUGUAUCUCGCAUACCUGAAUUCGAAUCUCUAUGGAAAGACAUUCUCCAUAAUCCAAAGAAACUGUGCCCUACUUUUAGUGGAGUUAUGCAACUCAUGCAAACUAAAACUAGUAGACGUUUCCUGCGAUGCCGGCUCACCCCAGAUGUCGAGCGAAAGUUACACUUUUUGAUUAGCAAUGUCAAAUUUGGAAACCAAAAACGGUAUCAGGAUUGGUUCCAGGAAAAAUAUUUCACGACGCCUGAGUCACAAAGCCUGCGUUCCGAUUUAAUAAGAUUUAUUAUUGGAGCAAUUCAUCCUACUAACGACAUGUUAUGUUCAGAUAUAAUCCCACGAUGGGCAGUAAUAGGAUGGUUAUUAACUUCGUGCACUAAUGCUGUUGCGCAAGCUAAUGCCAAGUUGUCAUUAUUCUAUGAUUGGUUAUUUUUUGACCCGGUAAAAGACAACAUAAUGAAUAUUGAACCCGGAAUACUAGUUAUGUACCACUCCAUUAAAAAUCAUCCUUUGGUAAGCUGCACUUUGCUGGACUUCUUAUGUCGGAUCAUGAAACAUUUCUAUCCAAAAGGAGAAGAUCGUGUCCGUGCUGGAAUAUAUAAUUCACUUCGAAUGAUCCUUGACAAACAGGUUAUCCCAAAUUUGUUUCCUCUAUUGGAAUCUACUAAGCUAGAUCGUGAAUUAAAGUUAAUGCUACGAGAAAACUUCCGAGAAUUUUUCUCGCCUCCAGUAACAACUCCCUCAGUUUUUAGUACUACUCCAGGAUUGAAGGGACACUUAUUAGAAGAAGAUCAGCCAUUAGAAAACGAUCGCUCCGAAGAUAACUUCAAUCACGCGGAAAAUGUCACAAACUACAUUACAUCCAAUGAUGAACUAAAGUUUAGUGAUGAUGAAGAUGAAAACAAAAUAAAUAAUGUCAAGGAUGAUGUUUCUGAUGAUGAUGAUUUACCACUUUCUAAGGUAUUGGAAAUGGAGAAGCCUAUAAUACAGUCAAUACCAGAAGAAUUGCUGAGUUGUAUCGAAACUUUUGCCGACUCAAAAAGUACUGAGGAUUUUGAGUCAUUUGUUAAUGAGCGUACUGAAAUAGGGCAGCUGAACAUUGAUCAGGAUGCAUACGUCAACGAAAGAAUAGCUCAAAUUGUGCAACAAUCCCUCCCCAGGUGUUCAAUUUUCCCUGAAUCAAAAUCGGAGGAGUGUCUGUCAGAAAGUAUCAGUGGUCCAAUAUAUUGCAUAUUUAAAGUGUUGAUGCAACCAGAAGAAAAGCGGAAAAUUCACUUGACAGAUUUAUUAUUGCAUGUCCAUAAGCAAAUACCCAGCACUGGCUAUCUUCUUCUUCAUUUUCUUAAAGUAAAUGCCAAACUUCAAACACGACGAAAGGAAAACGUGACGUCAGCAUUCAAAGGAAACAUCUACAAAUAUUACUGCACAAUGAUUGAAUCACCUUUCGAGGAGCAACUGAAACGAGAUUUGGAGCUUUUGGAGCGAAAUGAUUCAAGAUUAUUUUUCUGGAUUCUUCCUGAUCUGUUUAAAGAGUAUAAGAACGUAAUGUUGAACAACAUAGAUGUGUUAACUUUGAUCAUUGGUGCGAUUGAUGCGAACAAUCUUCGUGACAUAAUAUUCAACAUCACGCAAGGCAAGCUUGUAAUGUUCACCAGCGAUGACAUAAUCGACGUUAUUCGGGAGAGUUUGGAGUAUGAGACAUUCGAGCAAUUUUGCUUUUGGCAGCUUAUUCAAGCACACGAUAUACCUCUCGAAUCUUUUCAGGAUAUCAUUCCAGAACUAGAUACAUCUAUACACGCGGAGGCAUUAACGUAUAUCCUCCUUUUAUUAAAGAGUGAAAAACCAUCAACAGAGUUGGUAAAAUGUCUUCUGAGCAGAGAAUCUAAAAGUAGAGCUGACGCAUUCGUGAUAUCCGUUCUUCGAUGCUGGUGUGAAGAAUAUGAAGGAAAACUAUCGGAAAUAAUAGCCGGUUUGCUGCAAUCCAAAUACCCAGCAAGUUCUCCCAACAAACGCAAACGUCCUUUGAAGUCAUCUCCUUUACAACAUUGCACACCGUCAUCAGAACAAAUACUUAAUCACUUAGAACACUUCCGAAGAAGUUGUCGUCAUGGCAAUGGUACUGGUACUGGCCUUUACGUUCAGAAUGAAAUGCAAAGAUCAUUGCAACAAGCGUUUGCCCAUAGCACAGAUACUCAAAAGAAACACUUUGCAGACUUAUUUGCGUUAGCUGCAGAAGAUGAGACUUCCGCAACAGUUGGACGCAGAAGUACCAGUAGCCGAGGACGCAAACCACCUGCCAAUAAGAAAGAUUCUACAACUUCCAACAGCAGUUCAAAAAAGAAUUUGGAUAAUGCAUACGCCAGUGAUGACUCCACCGAUGAAGAUUGGUCGAAGCAAAAAUCUGGCAAACGACGAAAAAAAAGCAUUUAGCGAUUCCGAUUGACACAUCUUUUCCGUGAGAUUAUUGAUAUUCUGCUCCACAUAUCGUUGCAUUCAACACCCGGCAAAUGCCUGAAACUCAACGUUCAAUGUUCAAGAUAUGCAGCAUGCCAUUAUUUCUAUUUGGAUUAUUUUUAUCAAUAAAAAACAGUCAAUACACUUUUUAAUAAA